This is a messenger RNA of Candoia aspera, 3097 nucleotides long. Its product is annotated as solute carrier family 2, facilitated glucose transporter member 5-like. The record is from RefSeq and is a predicted model, not a curated record. Gene Ontology annotation, molecular function: hexose transmembrane transporter activity. Gene Ontology annotation, cellular component: plasma membrane. Lineage: Eukaryota; Metazoa; Chordata; Lepidosauria; Squamata; Candoiidae. The transcript has 15 exons. Bases 417 to 1955 code for a protein of 512 amino acids. Gene Ontology annotation, biological process: monosaccharide transmembrane transport.
AAAAAUGGCACAGUCGCUUGUUUUAGCUUGAAUUUUCAUCCUGCAAUUGUGGUUUUCUGCUCCUUUGGUUCGGAUGCGAAAAGGGGCUUGACGGGAAGUUGCUCUGAGGACACGGCCAGGGUGGCAGGACCUGCUUGACCGACUGAGCCGGGGAACUUUGUCAAUCCAGAUGUGGGGGAGAGAUCCAGCUGUUGGGUGGAACUGCGUGGCUGGGGGCAUGCUGCAAAGGCCAGAAUUUGGGCAUUUGUUUUCUCAAAGUGGUGAGCAGCUGGGCUGAGAUCCUGCGCUCCUGAAUGUUGGAGAGAACAUGAUGGAGAGAAACAAGGGAUGGGAUAUUUUUCCGGCACUGGAAUAAUAGUCUUGUUACCAAAUCCCUGCUUGUUGUAAUAGGUCCGCGGGGCAGAAAGAGUUUCAAAAUGCCACGGUCUAAGCCAGAGGAACCCAGGAAGGGGAGAAUGACGGUCAUGCUGGCGCUGGUGACCCUCGUAGCUGCCUUUGGAUCGUCCUUCCAGUACGGAUACAAUGUCUCUGUGAUCAAUUCUCCAGCUACGUUCAUGCAACAAUUUUACAACGAAACUUACCAGGAGCGAUACAGUAAAUUUAUGGAUGAAAACUUGAUGACUGCCCUCUGGUCCCUCAGUGUGUCCUUCUUCCCGCUUGGGGGGUUCUUUGGAUCGCUGAUGGUGGGCCCCAUGGUGAACAGCUGUGGCAGAAAGGGCACGCUACUCAUCAACAACAUCUUCUCCAUCAUCCCUGCCAUCCUCAUGGGGACCUCCAAGGUGGCGAAGACCUUCGAGGUGAUCAUCAUCUGCCGCAUCAUCAUCGGAAUCUGUGCAGGCCUUUCUUCCAACGUUGUCCCCAUGUACCUUGGGGAGAUGUCCCCCAAAAACCUCAGAGGAGCUGUCGGGGUGAUGCCGCAGCUGUUCAUCACGGUGGGGAUCUUGGUGGCUCAGAUCCUGGGAAUGAGGAUGAUCCUGGGAAGUGCCAAAGGGUGGCCGAUCCUCUUGGGUCUAACGGGAGUGCCCGCCGCAUUGCAGCUUCUACUGCUGCCCUUUUUUCCCGAGAGCCCGAGGUACCUGCUGAUCCAGAAAGGGGAUGAAGAGAGCGCAAGAACAGCUUUGAAGAAGCUACGAGGCUGGGACGACGUGGAGGACGAGAUGGAGGAGAUGCGACAGGAAGACCUAGUGGAGAAAGCUGAGGGGCGGAUGUCAGUGCUGACCCUCUUCACCUACCGAGGCCUUCGGUGGCAACUCAUCUCCAUCAUCGUCUUGAUGAUGGGGCAGCAGCUCUCUGGGGUUAACGCAGUGUACUAUUAUGCUGACCGAAUCUAUAUGAAUGCAGGAAUAGAGGAAAACAAUGUGCAGUUUGUCACAGUGGGAACAGGAGCCGUCAACGUAGUCAUGACUGUCGUUGCGGUAUUUAUCAUUGAGUCUCUGGGACGAAGGAUUUUGCUUCUGGCUGGUUUUGGGAUCUGCUGCGUUGCCUGUGCUGUGCUAACCAUAGCGCUGAAUCUCAAAAUGAUUACGUGGAUGCCUUACAUCAGCAUUGCCUGCAUACUCUCCUACGUCAUCGGACACGCAAUUGGAGCAAGCCCAAUUCCAAGCGUCAUGAUCAUGGAAAUGUUUCUGCAGUCGUCUCGGCCCGCCGCAUUCAUGGUGGGAGGUUCUGUGCACUGGCUUUCAAACUUCACCGUUGGGCUUGUUUUCAGCUACCUAGAGCGAGGGCUCGGCCCCUACUGCUUCCUCAUUUUUUGCGCCAUCUGCUUGGCCACCGCGGUUUAUGUCUUCCUCAUCGUCCCCGAAACCAAGAACAAAACCUUUAUGGAAAUCAACCAGAUCAUGGCCAAGAGGAACGGCACCGAAGAACAGGCAGAGAAGGAUGAAUUGAAGGAUUUCACCGCCGUUCCUGCCCCGUACGGGAAGAAAAUCGAGGGGGACAGAACCAGCGCGUUGUAAGGACUUACAGCCCACCAAAUUUCCUCCACGUUAUGGUGGUUCCGGUGUAAAUAAAACCGCAGAACUGUGCCUUAAGCUUCUCCGGUUUGCAACACGCCUGGCAUCUUUUUCCAAGUCUGCGGACACAGGGCACCCUCAAAAUCUGAGCUGUCCACGGAGAAAGUGGGCGCACGAACAUUGCCGUUUCUCAGAAGUCGCCUUCCAAGUUGGGAACGGAGUUAGCGGGAUCUCAGCGGAAAAGAUCCUGCUUUGGAAGUUCUGCUAACAUUGGCACGCUCAGGAGCUGCAAAUGGGUGAAACGGGGCCUGUUUCCGACAGGGCGGACCCUGAACAAUUCUUAAGUAUUUUUUGCUGUUGUUGUUCUUGCAUAUGGAUGCAUUUGGGCUCUGUAUUGGGAGAGCAAGGAAAUAAUUAUUUGCUCUCCACAUGUAUGACAAUGGUGCUGAGAGAGACCCCCCGUUUCAUAAACUGAAAUUUAAGGGGCGCGUUUUAUUGUCACCCCGCCAGCUUCUCCCUGAGGUGAUGCCUUCCAGAUGCGUCAUCCGGUCUGGCUGUGUACUCUAACACAAUGUAGUUGUGCUACACUACAUUUUGCAAGUUUUGUGCCAUGUCGCUGUGGUCUCCCAACCUUUCCUUUCUGCCCCUACAUUCAAGAGAACCACUUCUAAAUUAGACAAAACCAUCUCCUCCUCCUUUAGGUUGAGCUAUUUCAGAUCCCAGGCUGUGGUCUGAGACAGGAAAAUUUUCCCCGAACAUAGAAGGCUACCCUUUCAGGGCUCUAUUAGCCAGGGUCCCUGACAUGCUAGAUAUCAGCCAUGCAUUCCAUUUUAGAGGCAGAUCUCCGGAUCCCUGCAUUCCAGGUGAGCUUUCAGGGGUUUUGGCAGCAAGGGAGCCCACCUGAAAAAUAAAUUCCAUCCCUAGGAAUAUUCCCAUGCUGAGCUCAAGUGGGCUCCCACAACCUUUGUUUUUGAUUUUCUAUUUCUUUGUCCUUUUCUUUCGUUUUCCAAAUGAAAAUGCAAGGAGGUUGUAAAUAUCCUGCAAUGGAUUUGUGUGGGGGGCUUUGCUUUUUUUUUUUUUUGCUGGAUUUUUUUCCCCCAAGGUGUGGGGGAAUAUAUAUUUUGCACAAAGGAUCGCGGUGUAUU